Molecule: messenger RNA, 162 nt
Organism: Colletotrichum abscissum
Lineage: Eukaryota; Fungi; Ascomycota; Sordariomycetes; Glomerellales; Glomerellaceae
Product: H+/oligopeptide symporter
Exons: 1
Coding region: 1-162 (53 amino acids)
Source: RefSeq, a predicted model, not a curated record
AUGUAUGGUUCGCUGGGCAUUGUUGGUUUUGUGUCAGGAUGCGCCCUUUACUUUUGCUUUUAUCCUGGGCGCGAUAGAAAAAUGAUGGAUCAAGGGGUCAUUACCGAUGGCACAGAACCUGGAGUGAAUCGAGUUGAAACACCUUUGCAAGAUGGGCCGUAG